This is a messenger RNA of Nezara viridula (southern green stink bug), 294 nucleotides long. NCBI's taxonomy places the organism in Eukaryota, Metazoa, Arthropoda, Insecta, Hemiptera, Pentatomidae. The record is from the annotation of a GenBank genome assembly.
AUGACGACAACCUCCAAUCAUCCAAUAUUGUUUCCGUAUGUGAUGUCCCGCAUUCCAAUCCGCGUGGGAGCCGUAAGUACUGUUUACCGCGGGCCUGGUCCUGCCUACACUAAUUCACAGUUGCAUAGACCCUUGAAACAGGGCAGUGAAGACAUGCAGUUGAAGAAGUUGGCUGGAUUUAUGAGCUGCGCUAACCGCAGAGAGGAAAUGUCCUGUGAGGCACCGCUGGAUCGUUACCUCUUCCGAGGCAGAGCUGCCGCAGUCGACUUCGCUAACGAUUCCAAUCCUGUCUAG